GUUCUUUCAAGGCUUUAGUUCCGGGAAGCGUUGCCUCGUCAGCUAAGAAAACUCGCUGAUUGGAAGCUUUUCAGAGUUAUAACAAGAACUUUCAGCGAGUAAAAAACUUGAGAUUUGACGAAUUGCAGAGAAGAAAGCAUGGCUCAACAACAACCUCCUGACGUGGAGAUGGCGGCUGCUGACCCCUCAAAUACACCGCAAACCCAGCCGAUAGCAGCAAACCAGGUCCAAAAUGAAGCAGGCGGUUUUGUUUGGAAAGUGGAUGAUAUGGAGAGGUUUCGACGUUUUCUUGUGCUCGGAAGCGAAGGAGGUACGUACUAUGCGACGGAACAGAAACUCGGGCAAGAAAACGCUCAAGCAUUGUUGCGGCUAAUCGGUGAAGGUCGGGGCCCCGAAGCUGUAAAAAUAAUUGUCCAGUACAGCACGGAGGGUCGUACAGCCAAGCAAGACCCGAUCAUCCUGUCUUUAGCUUUGUGUGCCCGCUCAACCCAUUUGGAGACCAAGCGAGCCGCUUACGCCGCUCUCAGCCAAGUGUUACGAAUUCCCACGCACCUCUUUAAUUUUGUCGAGAUUUGUGAAACACUGAGCAAGCCACAAACAGGAUGGGGCCGAGCGCACAGAAAAGCAAUUCAGAAGUGGUAUACUGGAAAGAAACCACGAGGUCUUGCCGUGGCUGUAACCAAGUACAAACAGCGUAAUGGAUGGUCUCACCGUGACCUGUUUCGACUAUGCCACGUAAAGCCAACAGACCCGGCCAUUCAGUUCGUUGUGAGGUAUGUGAUUAAAGGUUUUGAGGCCGUACAGGCUGACGCGGCGGCAGCUGGUGUUGGCCAGGAUAUCACAUCGGUGUUCACCUUCUUGAGAGGGGUUGAAGAAGCGAAAACAAUGAACGAAGACGAUUUGGUGAACGCCAUCAGGGAACACGGUUUAGUGAGAGAACAUCUUCCCACAAACCAUCUCAACUCUAGUAAGAUCUGGGAAGCUCUCCUUGAAAAAAUGCCCAUGACUGCCAUGAUUAGAAAUCUUGGUAAAAUGACAAAUGUUGGGGUCUUGGCACCCUUGUCAGAUGGAAUGACCAAGGUCUGUGAGAUGCUAAGGAAUGAGAAGAGUCUUAAGGAUGCACGUGUUCACCCAUUCUCCAUCCUGUUGGCUCUGAAGCAGUACCAAGCAGGUCAAGGUGAUAAAGGAAAGCUUACUUGGACUCCUAACCAAGCCAUUGUGACAGCAUUAGAUGAAGCAUUCUACCUCGCUUUCAAGACUGUUCAGCCCACUAAUAAGAGAUAUCUUUUGGCCAUUGAUGUCAGUGGAUCAAUGUCGUGGGGUAACUGUAAUGGUACAACCAUAACUCCCAGGGUGGCAUCUGCUGCCAUGGCGAUGCUUACUGCACGUACUGAACCACAGUAUCACUUUGUUGGCUUUUCUCAUCGUCUAGUACCUCUGAGUAUUAACUCCACCAUGAGAAUGGAUACAGUCUUAAGAACCAUCGAGCAGGUACCAAUGGGGGGAACUGACUGUGCUCAGCCCAUGAUCUACGCUAAACAAAACAACCUCAAAGUGGAUGUGUUCAUUGUUUACACGGACUGUGAAACGUGGGCUGGACCUGUGCACCCAAGUGAGGCCCUCAAGCAGUACAGAGUACACUCUGGUAUUGACGCCAAGCUAAUUGUGUGUGCAAUGACCUCCAAUGGCUUUACUCUGGCGGAUCCUGAGGACAGAGGAAUGCUUGACAUGGCUGGGUUUGACUCAGCUGCCCCAGACAUCAUCAGGCAGUUUGUAGAAGGCUUCUGAACAUACCCUAGCACCUGUAGUAGGAAUGCAAACCAGUCUACCAGUGUUACCUUCAACAGGCAGUAGUGUGCUUAUAUCUGUGGCACUAUUCUUGUUGUAAAUAUUUUACGAGCAUUUUGUAGACUGCACUGUCAGUGGUAAAUUAGUUUUUGUUUUGUUCACAUGUGGCACAAAGCUAAUAUUACAUCUACAUCCUUCCAUACGUGGAGGCAUUGUGUGUUUCUGAUAUUUGGAGUAAGUGUUGUUCCUUGCAUUGUACUGGGUCAGCACUAACUUAGAGAUUGAAAGGAGACUUAAAGAAACUGGUAUUACAUGAGCUCUACGUGCCAUAGUAAGCUCUUAUUGGGUGAAUUCCAUUGAUCAUAGUAAGUAUAACCAAUAACAUUUUUAUCUUGUAGUAAAGUUGUACUUUCCUAACUCCCACCUGUAGUGUGUGUAAGGUGAAAUAAAAAUAAUUUUUUCAGCCCCA
Messenger RNA from Orbicella faveolata, 2257 nucleotides. RefSeq names its product RNA-binding protein RO60-like. Gene Ontology annotation, molecular function: RNA binding. Gene Ontology annotation, cellular component: ribonucleoprotein complex. The record is from RefSeq and is a predicted model, not a curated record. NCBI's taxonomy places the organism in Eukaryota, Metazoa, Cnidaria, Anthozoa, Scleractinia, Merulinidae.